AUGACUGGGAGUGGUAGAGGAUCGGCUGACUUGAUGAGAGAAAAGAAAGUACACGAUAUGUCUGUGCAAGAAAUAUGGUGGAAAGGAAAUAAAGCUAAAGAGUUGGGUGAUGGAUAUAAGCUAUAUCAUAGUGGAGCAAAAGAAGAGAAGGGAAAUUUCUGGAAAGACAUGGCUGGAGUAAUGCAAGAACUAGAAGAACAUGAGAGGGUGAUAGUAGGGGCAGAUUUGAAUGGCCAUGUUGGAAGUGAAAAUGCGGCGAUUGGUCAGAUGCAUGGGGGCCAUGGAAUUGGGGAGAGAAACCCAGAAGGAGAAAGUGUAGUGGACCUUGCUGUGUCAUACGACAUGGCAAUAGUAAACAUAUUCUUUAAGAAGAAAAGGGAACACCUAUUAACAUAUAGGAGUUGGGAAGAUGCUCUCAGAUAG
Messenger RNA from Macrobrachium nipponense, 423 nucleotides. RefSeq lists its product as uncharacterized. The record is from RefSeq and is a predicted model, not a curated record. Gene Ontology annotation, cellular component: nucleus. The transcript has 2 exons. The coding region runs from base 1 to 423 and encodes 140 amino acids. Lineage: Eukaryota; Metazoa; Arthropoda; Malacostraca; Decapoda; Palaemonidae. Gene Ontology annotation, biological process: chromatin remodeling.